AUGGCUGCCCGCGGACACAGACACGCCGUGGUCUAUAGACUACUCCUGCUCAUGGUCCUACUUCUGGGACCGGCGCUGACGCUGCCGGCAUCGACACGCGAGGGAGACCCAGCGCCGACUACGGUACGGAGUGCGAGCCCUGCCGAGUUCAGAGAAGCCCGAGGUCCUUGGAGCACGCUCUACUUUUACGCGCGGAAGCGCAAGGACGUUGCCCGAGCACCGACGCUGCAGGACGUAGCUAAGGUGACCAAGGAGGCCAAGAAGAAGGCCGACGCCAGCAGCACGGAUCGGACCUCCACGGCCCAGCAGCCGAGGCAUUGGACCAUGGAAGAGCCAACGCCGUCACCGGUGACAACAACCACGACAUCGGCACCGCCUACGACUAGGGACUACUCCGGUCUCUACAUCUCUCCUCCCAUCAUGGUCCUGGACGGCAACGGAGAACGGGACAACACUCGCGUCGUCCACGACGUACUGGUUGUCAAGAACCGGCCGUCCCGACGUCCUUCGACUCUGCGACCUCCGGGGUCCUCCAACCUGGUCCAGCCCUCCAUCAUCAGGAGACCUCCGCCCUUCUGGGCGGGCACCGCUGUGCCGUCUGGCUACGGCGUCUCGCACGCCGUGCUCAUGAACAACCACCGACCUCCAUCGGCGUCGUCGGCCUUCAAGCGACCCUUCCCGGGCGUCACCUCCAUACAUAUCUACCCCCUGACCACGGCGCCGUCGACGACAACGUCGGUAUACCCACCGCAGGGAACUAUCGCUUCGGUGCCGCUCUCCGUGUACGACACGGUGGCCAACACGACCAUCGUCCACCAGAACAUCAUCACCUUGUCCAAACCGACGUACUCGUCUUCGUCCUCGUCUUCGUCGUACUCGCCGUCUCAGACGACCACGUCUUCGCCGCCCUACAUGGAAGAGGAAGACUUCGGCACCACGACCGAGGCGAUGACGGAGUCUACCGAGACCUCGCAGUCUUCGCCGUCGAGACCUUCCACAACCGAGCCGCUGCCGGACUGGGCCCUCCAGCACCAGCACCAGCACAGGCCCGUGGUCACGACGACGGCGCCUUCUUCGAGUCUCGUGGCGCCCAUCGGUUCCAUGCCCGGAAUCCUGGGUCCCAUCGGCAACCUGAUGCAGAAGUUCCCCACGGGUUCGCUCUCCAUGUUCCAGAACAUCGGACGCGUCAUGGCCGUGCUGCCGACGAUGCUGGCCGCGUUUCUUCUCACGGCGCUGCUCUUCGUGUAAAGCAAACCGACGACCUCUGGCGUGGCGGGAAGGAAGCUUUAAAUGCGUGAUCACCGAAAGCUGGAGGACAGGUGGUGGCAGCGGAUAGGAGUGGUCGCCGCAAGUUGGUGCUGUAGACUUUAACUGCUCAGUGACAAAAAACUAAGUGAACACUCCUCCUACCCAGUUGGAAGUUCCACUCGCCAGGCACUUCCGAUGAUUCUGCACUGAUUCUGCACCCGAUAUCCGAUGUGACAGUGAAAUGCAUCUCUGUGCCACUGGAUAACCUAAUCUGAUCAACUGAGGUCGUGUGUGCACAGAUGAUCACUUCGUGCCUGGCAAUGAUUACCUCACGUCGAGAUGCUGUCAGCCAAACCAGAGACGAGAACGAAUCGUAUAUAGCAGAUCCUGGCUAACUGAAGUGGCAACCAGCUGGACUUCGAUCACCCCGAUGGUGCCGUGGUUACUGUGCAAUUAUGGGCUGGGUCUACCAUGUGGUGUAAAGAGUUGUGAUCAAUGGGGAACAUCUUGAUCGUAUAGGUCUGGCUAUAAAGCCAGUGCGUAGCUGAGUAAAUCACAUACAACGCUGAAAAUGCCGGUCAGGUUGAUCUUGAAGCGUGACUGACAGUGCUAUGUUGAAGAGACUAUGCAGAACGUGGCCUAUCAUGCCACCGUGGAUGGCUAUGUAGGAUGAGCAAUCAAACGAACGAUUGUGUCCACAAAUGCUAACCCGUACGAAGCUCCUUAUUACGCAACUCUAGUAUUUCGAGGUAUUCAUCGCUUAGUGGAAACAAUCUACCGUGCCUUAACGAAAAUACAGGCUGAUGGGCGAGUUGGUUCGGCGUAAUUUAGGAUGAUGCACUGUCGUAUCGCGUAGCCUUUCCCUGUGAACUGUGUGUUUCACUGCGUUGCAGUGUACACGGUGCGUUUCCCACCGCAUUCUUCUGGAACAUUUGGUUACAAAUGUAUGGCCGUUACUUUCGUCCAUACCUCAAUCAACAUACGCCCCUCCCCCUUCAAGUACAAGAGCUGUCUUCGGUCUUAUGUAGUCAAGCGCGACCGAUACAAAGUGUACGAUAUCUUAACAAUCCAAAAAUGUUUGGAAAAAAUUUCUUGCCCUGACCUAGCUCUCCGUACGUUCUCGUAGCGAAAUCAUAAAAAAAAACUCGUGGCUAUUGUAUUUGUAAUUAACACGUAGUAGUUGUGAACC
Rhipicephalus sanguineus (brown dog tick) is the source of this 2437-nucleotide messenger RNA. Its product is annotated as mucin-2. The transcript is spliced from 2 exons. The coding region runs from base 1 to 1248 and encodes 415 amino acids. NCBI's taxonomy places the organism in Eukaryota, Metazoa, Arthropoda, Arachnida, Ixodida, Ixodidae. The record is from RefSeq and is a predicted model, not a curated record.